AUGAAACGUGAUUGUCAGAGGAGAGCUGACGAGUGGGUCAGACAGAGACAGACGGUCUACCUGGUCAUGGAUCUCCUGCUGAUGCUGUUGCUGUUGCUGUGGAGCUCAGGACUCCAGGCUGAAGAUAAACACCAAUCAACAGUAGGAAGCAGAAAGGAGUCCUCAGACAUAUCUCUAUGGGAGAUCAGACCUUACUGUCUUCAGGCUGGAUCUACACUGAGGGACUGUGCAUCAUCAGGUUCCUCUUCCUCCAUGGUGGAGCUCACCUGCUCAGACUCUGUCAGGCUGGUGAAUGGGACUAGUCUGUGUUCAGGCAGACUGGAGGUGAAGUCUGAGCAGUCGUGGUCCUCAGUGUGUGAAGCUGACUUUGACCAGCAGGAUGCAGAGGUGGUCUGUAGGGAGCUUGGCUGUGGGGCUCCUUCAGUCCUCCAGGGGGCGCUUUAUGGAGAAGUGGAGGCUCCAACGUGGACCAAAGAGUUCCAGUGUGGAGGCAAUGAGUCUGCUCUCCUGGACUGUAGAAGAUCAGACUCAGUUAGAAGAACCUGCUCACCUGGUAAAGCUGUUGGACUCACCUGCUCAGAGACUGUCAGGUUGGUGGGAGGAGCCAGUCGCUGUGCAGGUACACUGGAGGUGAAACAGGGAGAGUGGAGACCAGUGGAUAACUCUUUCUCUGACUGGAACCUGAAGCAAGCAGCUGUUGCCUGCAGAGAAUUGGACUGUGGCUCUGUUGUUUCAACAGGAAGCAGAUAUAAGUCCUUAUACAGACCUGCAUGGUGGAUCAACUCUUACUGUCUUCAGUCUGGAUCUACACUGAGGGACUGUGUAUCAUCAUCAACAGUUCCCUCUUCCUCCAUGGUGGAGCUCACCUGCUCAGACUCUGUCAGGCUGGUGAAUGGGGCUAGUCUGUGUUCAGGCAGACUGGAGGUGAAGUCUGAGCAGUCGUGGUCCUCAGUGUGUGAAGCUGACUUUGACCAGCAGGAUGCAGAGGUGGUCUGUAGGGAGCUUGACUGUGGGGCUCCUUCAGUCCUCCAGGGGGCGCUCUAUGGAGAAGUGGAGGCUCCAAUGUGGACCAAAGAGUUCCAGUGUGGAGGCAAUGAGUCUGCUCUCCUGGACUGUAGAAGAUCAGACUCAGCUAGAAGAACCUGCUCACCUGGUAAAGCUGUUGGACUCACCUGCUCAGAGCCUGUCAGGUUAGUGGGAGGAGCCAGUCGCUGUGCAGGUACACUGGAGAUGAAACACGGAGAGUGGAGACCAGUGAGUUACACUCGCUGGACCCUGAAGGAAGCAGCUGUUGUCUGCAGAGAAUUGGACUGUGGCUCUGCUGUUUCAGCAGGAAGUAGAGAUGAGUCCUCAGAUAGACCUGUAUGGAGGGCCGGGUUUUGCUAUUUUCUGUCUGGAUCUGCACUGAGGGACUGUGCAUCAUCAGAUUCCUCUUCCUCCAGAGUGGAGCUCACCUGCUCAGACUCUGUCAGGCUGGUGAAUGGGACUAGUCUGUGUUCAGGCAGACUGGAGGUGAAGUCUGAGCAGUCGUGGUCCUCAGUGUGUGAAGCUGACUUUGACCAGCAGGAUGCAGAGGUGGUCUGUAGGGAGCUUGACUGUGGGGCUCCUUCAGUCCUCCAGGGGGCGCUCUAUGGAGAAGUGGAGGCUCCAAUGUGGACCAAAGAGUUCCAGUGUGGAGGCCAUGAGUCUGCUCUCCAGGACUGUAGAAGAUCAGACUCAGCUAGAAGAACCUGCUCACCUGGUAAAGCUGUUGGACUCACCUGCUCAGAGACUGUCAGGUUGGUGGGAGGAGCCAGUCGCUGUGCAGGUACACUGGAGGUGAAACAGGGAGAGUGGAGACCAGUGGAUGACUCUUUCUCUGUCUGGACCCUGAAGGAAGCAGCUGUUGCCUGCAGAGAAUUGGACUGUGGCUCUGCUGUUUCAACAGGAAGCAGAAAGGAGUCCUCAGACAGAACUGUAUGGAGGAUCGAGCCUGACUGUCUUCAGUCUGGAUCUGCACUGAGGGACUGUGCAUUAUCAUAUUACUCUUCCUCCAUAGUGGUGGAGCUCACCUGCUCAGACUCUGUCAGGCUGGUGAAUGGGGCUAGUCUGUGUUCAGGCAGACUGGAGGUGAAGUCUGAGCGGUCGUGGUCCUCAGUGUGUGAAGCUGACUUUGACCAGCAGGAUGCAGAGGUGGUCUGUAGGGAGCUUGGCUGUGGGGCUCCUUCAGUCCUCCAGGGGGCACUCUAUGGAGAAAUGGAGGCUCAAAUAUGGACCAAAGAGUUCCAGUGUGGAGGCAAUGAAUCUGCUCUCCUGGACUGUAGAAGAUCAGACUCAGCUAGAAGAACCUGCUCACCUGGUAAAGCUGUUGGACUCACCUGCUCAGAGCCUGUCAGGUUGUUGGCAGGAGCCAGUCGCUGUGCAGGUACACUGGAGGUGAAACAGGGAGAGUGGAGACCAGUGAGUUCCUAUAAAUGGACCAUGAAGGAAGCAGCUGUUGCCUGCAGAGAAUUGGACUGUGGCUCUGCUGCUUCAACAGGACCGAGAAAGGAGUCCUCAGACAGACCUGUAUGGUUGAUCAGACCUGACUGUCUUCGGUCUGGAUCUACACUGAGGGACUGUGUAUCUUCACCAGGAUCCUCUUCCUCCAUGGUGGAGCUCACCUGCUCAGACCUGCUGUUUCAGCCAAUCAUCUCUGUGUCUCCUACCAUGGACGGGGUCUCCGGGGCCCAGCAGCAGGGGUUUCAGGUUCUCCAGGGCUCCAGCUUCAUUAUCAGCUGCUCCGUCCAGCCUCAGUACCCAGGAGGCUCCUUCCAGCUCACCUUCACCUCCUCCAACACAGUGUCCAAAACCCAGCCAGCUGUCAAUCACUCUGCUGACUUCCUGUUUCCUGCUGCAGACCCCGCCCACCAAGGAAACUACAGCUGUGUUUAUGGCGUCUAUGUUUUUUCUGAUAAGUUCUCCUCUGAGAGCCGUCUGCUCUCUCUCACUGUCAAAGUGUUGGAGACCAAAAUGAACGCCAGUGAAAACGCGGUGGAGGAGCUCAAGAUACAGAGUGCAGGUAUGAUGACCAGAUUGAAAAUCUGUGAAAACGAGGUGGAGGAGCUCAAGAGACAGAAUGCAGACCAACCAAAGGUGGCGUUCUCUCUUGGUCUCACUGACGACAGACAAAUUGGGCCCUUCAAUACUGACAUCACACUUAAGUUCAGUAAAGUCAUCACCAACUUUGGUCGGGUCUACAGUCCAACUACAGGUGUCUUCACAGCCCCAGUCAGAGGAGCCUACUACUUCUCAUUCAAUAUACUGGAUACCCGGAGUAACACAUGGAGGGAUGUUUAUCUCUAUCACAAUAACAAGAGAGUGUUGACCAGUCAUAAUUACAGUGUACAUAGCGGGGAAAGUGUUUCUAAUUCACUGGUUCUUCAGCUGGAAAAGGGGGAUGUGGUCUACCUGGUUUUAGCUGCUGGCCAUACUGUAUACGAUGAUGGUAAUGAUCAUACUUUCUUUAAUGGAUUUCUGCUUUUUCCACUGUGAGACUCAAACAUGAGAAUUGAUUUACCCCCAAAUGUUUGGCAUAGUGUAUAAACAAGUCAUACAGUAUUCAUGUGUAUAUGAAAGGAUGCACAUUGUUGCUGUGUUGACUUUGCUCUGCAACAAACUACAUAUGAAAUAAAAGAAUGAAUAUGAGGUUAAA
Molecule: messenger RNA, 3673 nt
Organism: Scomber japonicus (chub mackerel)
Lineage: Eukaryota; Metazoa; Chordata; Actinopteri; Scombriformes; Scombridae
Product: scavenger receptor cysteine-rich type 1 protein M130-like
Exons: 16
Coding region: 1-3513 (1170 amino acids)
Cellular component (GO): membrane
Molecular function (GO): protein binding
Source: RefSeq, a predicted model, not a curated record